Messenger RNA from Ipomoea nil (Japanese morning glory), 1828 nucleotides. Its product is annotated as scarecrow-like protein 32. The transcript has a single exon. Gene Ontology annotation, biological process: regulation of DNA-templated transcription. The record is from RefSeq and is a predicted model, not a curated record. The coding region runs from base 8 to 1468 and encodes 486 amino acids. NCBI's taxonomy places the organism in Eukaryota, Viridiplantae, Streptophyta, Magnoliopsida, Solanales, Convolvulaceae. Gene Ontology annotation, cellular component: nucleus. Gene Ontology annotation, molecular function: DNA-binding transcription factor activity; sequence-specific DNA binding.
UAUAUAAAUGUGUGUGUGUGUGUAUAUAAGAAAUAUUGAUUUGUGUAUAUAUAUACUAAGAAAAGGGACACACAAGGCAUAUGAUAAUAAGCAUCUGUGGCUCAUCAAGCAUCCUCCUCUAGUUAAAGAAACAAAGAGACAUCAAAGUACUAUGAAAGCAGACCUAAGAGGGAACCCAACAUCCUUUCUUUUCCAAAACCCUAACCUUUUCGGCAACUCUCCUCAACCCUCCUCUGAUCUCACAGGCGCACUCAGAGGAUGCAGUAGUAGCAGUCUUGGCAGCCUUGACGGAGCAUGCACAGAGAAGCUCUUACUUCACUGCGCAAGUGCGCUGGAGACCAAUGACGUCACCCUGGCUCAGCAGGUGAUGUGGGUGCUCAAUAACGUCGCUUCUCCCAUGGGUGACCCUAACCAAAGGCUCACUUCUUGGUUCUUGAGGGCCCUCGUUUCCAGGGCGUCUAGGGUUUGCCCUUCCACUUUCGGCGGCGGCAAUGGCGUUCACACUAGGUUGAUGACUGUGACUGAGCUUGCAGGGUAUGUGGAUGUUAUUCCCUGGCAUAGGUUUGGGUUUUGUGCGGCGAAUAGUGCCAUUUUAAGGGCGGUCCAAGGGGAAAAUAAAGUUCAUAUUUUGGAUUUCAGCAUUACUCAUUGUAUGCAAUGGCCGACUCUCAUUGACGCCUUAGCUAAGCGGCCGGAAGGCCCUCCGUUCCUCCGAAUAUCAGUCCUUUCAUGGCGGCCCUCCGUCCCUCCCUUACUUAACGCGUCGUGUGAACAACUCGGCCUUCGUCUCGCCAAGUUCGCGAAGUUCAGAGACGUCCCUUUUGAGUUCAACGUGAUCGGAUCAGACUAUAUCCCCCAAGAAUUCCCAGAUUUUCACCACAAUUUCAUCCUAAAUUCUCUCACCCCUCCCUGUCUGAAUCUCAGGGACGACGAGGCUUUAGCAGUGAACUGCCAGAACUGGCUGCGCUAUCUUCCUUGUCGCGACACUUUCAUCGACGCAAUCAAAGGUUUAAACCCCAGCAUCGUCACCAUAGUCGACGAGGAUUGCGAUCUGGGCGCUCCCAGUUUAGUCUCGAGAAUCACGGCAUGUUUCAACUACCUAUGGAUACCCUUUGACGCCCUGGAAACAUUCCUGCCGAAAGACAGCCCCCAGAGGAUCGAAUACGAGGCUGACAUCGGACACAAGAUCGAGAACAUCAUCGGAUUCGAAGGGGACCAGAGGAUAGAACGGUUAGAAUCUGGGAUGAAACUCUCGCAGAGGAUGAAGAACAACGGGUUUCUCAGCGCGCCGUUUUGCGAGGACACCAUUGGAGAAGUUAAGUGUUUGUUAGAUGAACAUGCGAGCGGUUGGGGAAUGAAGGUAGAGGACGACAUGUUGGUUUUGACAUGGAAAGGGCACAGUGCAGUUUAUGCAACGACUUGGGUCGUCUCACCUCAAACUCAAGCCGACAUUGAAAUCAAAGAUUAGAUGUAGUAAUUGCAGGAUUAAUGUAAUAAAGUGCGAUCUUGAAUUACGUUAAACUGGACAACGUGGGUAAUUAGUUAGGGUGUCACUGUAUGUAUGUAUGUGGUCCAUUGAGAAGAGAAGAAGAGGACAAUAACAGAUAUGGGAUGUGUUUUCUUAAUCAAAAUUCUGCUUUUCAAAGGAGACAAGAAGAACAUAUGACUGUAGUUGGAGAAUGGGUUGGUUUCACUUUUUGGAUUUGGUUAUAGCUGUAAGGCAAGGAAAGAAAUGUAAAUAAUGUCCUUAUUUUUGCUCCUUUAUAUUCCCAUACUUUUGUAUGUAUGUAUGUUCUGCCUUUUCUAGCGAUCAAUUAUUAUUUUUCCA